AGACGCUCGCUCUUUCGGCUCCAUUGCCCAUAUAGCCAUUGCCAUUCCAGUAAGUUGACGCGCCAGUUGACGCCGAGUCGCCCGCCGAGUCUCUCGAACGCACAUACGCCUCCAUUCAAAAAUUCAAACAAAUAAGUCACAAUGGCGCAGAUCACGAGGCUCUCCAUAAUUAAAUUUUUGGAGCUCUUAAUAGUUAUCGUCCUCUUGGUACUUCAUGCCUAUUCAGAUGACGUUGCCACGGAACAGCAUACUCGAUUUUUGACUAUGGGUACGAUUGGUGGAUAUCUAAUCAUCCUUGUCGGUUUAUUUGCCGGUGGAAUAAUGGGAACACCAGUCAACCGCCGAGUGGAUUUGUUCUACAGCGUCAUUGGUUGUGCACUUUUCAUAGUCGUUGGAGUACUGAACAUUCAAGCUUUUGAUAGACUAUAUAAGAGCAAGACUAAGGACACAGGAAUUGCCAAAGGUUCUAUGGCCAUCAUCGAAGGAGCUCUCUUCUUUUUGGACGCUAUCUUCACCUUCAGAGGAGAUGCCUAAAUUCUCCAAGUGUCAAAGGACUGCUGAAGUUUAUUUAUAUAAAAAAAGAUCGGCAUCACAGAGUUGUCCAGAAAAUUGCAAAACUAUUUUCCAAAUAUCCUGUUAUUGUAUACCAUAAGUCCAUUUUUAAAUUUGCAUACCAUAUAUCCAAAUUUAAGUUUUUAUACCAGAUGUCCAAUUUACAUUUGUAUACCAGAUGUACAAUUUAUGUUUUUAUACCAGAUGUCCAAUUAAUGUUUUUAUACCAGAUGUCCAAUUUACAUUUGUAUACCAGAUGUACAAUUUAGGUUUUCAUACCAGAUGUCCAAUUUACAUUUGUAUCCAGAUGUUUAAUUUAAAUUUGUAUACUAGUUGUCAAAUUUAAUUUUGUACGCUAUAGUUCCACUUAAGUUUGUUUACAAGAUGUCCAAUUUAAAUCACCAGAUGUUCAAUUUAUGAUUAUACAUCAUAGGGCCAAUUUAAGUUUGUAUACCAGGUGUCCAAUUUAAAAUUGUGUACCAGAUGUCCAAUUUAAGUUCGUACAUAAUAGGUCCAAUUGAAGUUUAUAUACCAGAUGUCAAAUUUAAAUUUGUACCUAAGUUUAAUUUAAGGUUGCAUACCAGACGUCCAAUUUAAGUUUGUGUACAAGAUUUUUCAUUUAAAUUUGUAUACCAGAUGCCCAUUUUAAAUUUGUAUGCCUAAUAUCCAAUUUAAAAUUUUAUACCAGAUGUCCAAUUUAAGUUCAUACAUGACAGGUUCAAUUUAAGUUGACAUACCAGAUGUAAAAUUUAAAUUCACAUCAGAUGUACAAAUUUUAAUUCUUAUACCAGAUGUCAAAUUUAAAUGUGUACCUAUAGGUACAAUUCAAGUUUGUAUAUUAGAUAUACAAUUUAAAUUUGUAUACCAGAUUCCAAUUUAGGUUUGUCUGGUCAAAUUUAAAUUUGUAUACCAGAUGAAUUAUUUAAAUUUGUAUACCAGAUGCUUAAUUUAAAUUUGUAUACGAGGUGUACCAUUUAAAUUUGUAUACCAUAUGCAAAAUUCAAAUUUUUAUGCCAAAUAUCCAAUUUAAAAUUGUAUACCAGAUGUUCAAUUUAAAUUUGUAUGCCAAAUAUCCAAUAUAAAAUUGUGUACCAGAUGUCCAAUUUAAGUUCGUACAUAAUAGGUUCAAUUUAAAUUUAUACCAGAUGUCAAAUUAAAAUUUAUGCCAGUUUCAUACAUUUUUAUUUGUAUACCAGAUGGCUGAUUUAAAUUUGUAUGCCAGAUGUCCAAUUUAGGUUUUUCUGCUCUAAUUUAAAUUUGUAUACCAGAUGUCCAAUUUAAAUUUGUAGACUAAAUGUAAAAUUUAAAUUUGCAUACCAAAUAUCCAAUUAAAAAUGUUAUACCAUAUAUCCAAUUUAAGUUGAUAUGCCAGAUGCACAAAUUUUAAUUUGUAUAUCAUAGGUGCAUUUUAAGUUUGUAUACGAGAUGUCCAAUUUACAUUUGUAUACCAAAUGUCCAAUUUAAAUUUGUAUGCCAAAUAUCCAAUAUAAAAUUGUGUACCAGAUGUCCAAUUUAAGUUCGUACAUAAUAGGUUCAAUUUAAAUUUAUACCAGAUGUCAAAUUAAAAUUUAUGCCAGUUUCAGACAUUUUUAUUUGUAUACCAGAUGCCUGAUUUAAAUUUGUAUGCCAGAUGUCCAAUUUAGGUUUGUCUGCUCUAAUUUAAAUUUGUAUACCAGAUGUCCAAUUUAAAUUUGUAGACUAAAUGUAAAAUUUAAAUUUGCAUACCAAAUAUCCAAUUAAAAAUGUUAUACCAUAUAUCCAAUUUAAGUUGAUAUACCAGAUGCACAAAUUUUAAUUUGUAUAUCAUAGGUGCAUUUUAAGUUUGUAUACGAGAUGUCCAAUUUAUAUUUGUAUACCAAAUGUCCAAUUUAAUUUUAUUCUACCAUAUGUUCAAUUUAGGUUUGCAUACCAUAGGUCCAAUAUAAAGUUUGUCGAGUUUUUUUCCGACUGUUAAAAUCAAACCCUUUUGUUAGGUUUUUAUUUAUUUUUCAUCCCAUUUUUCAAAUGCGCAUUUAAGUAAAAUCUGUGUCGUUUUACGAACUUAACUAUUUUGCUUUAAGGAAAGCACACCCUUAAACUCGAUGUAUUUUCGUAGCCAUAUUUUUCUAAUACUUCUUAGGCUUAAGGCUUGGUCAGUACAAAAUCAGCAUAAUCUUCUUCAAUCUCAGAUAAAAUGAUAGCAGCAGAAUCCCUUUUAUAAUAGCAAUAUUAUGCUAUAACCUCGAUAUUAAAUCUCUAUAUAGUUAUAAUCAAAUUAUUUAUUUAUAUCUAGUUAUUUGUACAUUUUGUAAUACUGUCUGAGUAAUUAAAUAUUUCGUGUAUUUUUAAGAGAAAUGGUUGUCAAUAAAUUUCUUUGGGAGAAACGAAA
Molecule: messenger RNA, 2920 nt
Organism: Belonocnema kinseyi
Lineage: Eukaryota; Metazoa; Arthropoda; Insecta; Hymenoptera; Cynipidae
Exons: 4
Coding region: 142-534 (130 amino acids)
Biological process (GO): septate junction assembly
Source: RefSeq, a predicted model, not a curated record